This is a messenger RNA of Helianthus annuus (common sunflower), 525 nucleotides long. RefSeq lists its product as uncharacterized. NCBI's taxonomy places the organism in Eukaryota, Viridiplantae, Streptophyta, Magnoliopsida, Asterales, Asteraceae. The record is from RefSeq and is a predicted model, not a curated record. The coding region runs from base 1 to 525 and encodes 174 amino acids. The transcript is spliced from 2 exons.
AUGGCGUCAUCGGCUGCACCUGCUCCCGCACAUAGCUUCGAGUUUGAUCAUGGUGCUGAUGAUGAUCCAGAUCCUGUUUUUCCACCUGAGGAUCCUAUUGUUGCAGCACUUCCUGAUCCAGUGCCGGUGCUGUUCGACCGUGCACCUUUUGCGACCCAUCUUGAUCUACGAUACGCUCACACCCGCAACGGGUGGAUAGAUGAUGACGAUGAUUACCCACCUUUUGUGAUACCAGUUACACCCCUUGUAGCCCCCAUUUCAGCCCCUGUUUCAGCUCCCAUUGAUGUUCCUUUGCUUCCCACACACACCCCAGAUGCUCGCCGCACAGACUUACCUAUCACGUUUCUUCAGGACAUACCUCCACCACGUCCUGGAGAGGGUUCAUCUCGUCAGCCUUUUGGUCAUACACCUUUUGUGUCAGGAGGAGACCAGUUUGUGCCCCAGAUUUCUCAUCCUACUUUUGUUCCCACUGUUGCACCAUUUACUGUACCAUCCUUCGCUCCAUCUAGUGAGCCAUUCCUCUAG